AUGGCUGCUGACGCGUUUGCGAGUCUCACAGCACCUUCUCACAGAGGAAAAGGCUUGACAGACCCCAUUCCGACUGUUGAGGAUAAGUGGGAACUCUUGCCCGCUUUUUUGAAAGUUAAAGGUCUCGUGAAACAACACAUCGACUCUUUCAACUACUUUGUGAAUAUCGACCUUCAGAAAAUAGUAGAAGCGAACAAAUGGGUGAAAUCCGAUGUCGAUCCAAGGUUUUGGUUAAAAUUCGUAAAAAUUUCAGUAGGAUUUCCAGAGCGGCCUGACCUAUUGGAUCAACACAGAAUGUACACCCCACAAGAAUGUCGAUUACGCGAUUUAACCUACAGCGCGCCAAUUUUUGUGGACGUAGAGUAUGUGAGAGGCAAUGCACGUGUGCUGCAGCGAAAUAUACGAAUUGGGCAGCUACCCAUCAUGCUUCGUAGCUCGCAUUGUAUUUUGUGUGGUAAAAAUGAAACAGAGUUGGCUAGAAUGCACGAAUGUCCUCUGGAUCCUGGUGGUUAUUUUAUCGUGAAAGGGACUGAAAAGGUUAUUUUGAUACAAGAACAACUUUCUAAGAAUCGGAUAAUUGUGGAAAGUGAAAAAAAAGGUGCUGUCCAGGCUUAUGUUACAAGUUCAACACAUGAGCGAAAAAGUAAAACAUAUGUAGUUUCCAAACACGAUAAAAUAUUUCUUAAACAUAAUUCGAUAUCUAAUGAUGUGCCCAUUGUGGUGGCAUUGAAGGCAAUGGGAAUGUUAUGUGACAAAGAGAUAGCACUACUCGUGUGUGGGGAAAACGAGAUUUUUUUAAACAUGUUUGCCCCAAAUAUCGAAGAAUGUGCUAGCAUGAAAAUCUUCACACAGAACCAAGCGCUCGAAUACAUUGGAAAAUCAAUCAAAGUGACGCGAAAAAACGCGUCAUUAAAGAACCCGAUCAUCGACGAAGCGCUCGAAAUUCUCGCGACAACAGUCUUGGCACAUGUACCAGUUGUAGAUCUUAAUUUCCGUUCAAAGUGCAUCUAUAUUUCUUUUAUGGUGAGACGAGUGUUGAUGGCUAUUGCCAAUCCAAAGCUGGUUGAUGAUCGUGACUAUGUCGGGAAUAAAAGAUUGGAAUUGCGAGUGGAUCUAUUCAAAAAGUUUAAUUCCGAAGUGAAAACUAACAUCGACAAAGUGCUAAGGAAACCGAAUAGAGCACAAGAAUUCGAUGCAGUAAACUAUGUGAAAUAUCAUAGUGAUCAUAUCACAAAUGGUUUCAUUCGAGCAAUAUCCACAGGAAAUUGGACAGUAAAACGUUUCAAGAUGGACAGAGCUGGCGUGACGCAUGUUCUAAGUCGCCUAAGCUAUAUAUCAACACUUGGUAUGAUGACAAGAAUCACUUCACAAUUCGAGAAAACCCGAAAAAUUAGUGGUCCUCGAGCACUGCAACCAUCACAGUGGGGUAUGUUGUGCCCGGCUGAUACGCCAGAAGGUGAAGCUUGUGGUUUAGUAAAGAACCUUGCAUUGAUGACUCAUAUCACAACUGAUGAUGAGGAGGUUCCUUUAGCGAACUUUGUCUUUAAUCUUGGUCUUGUCGAAGAUAUUAACCUUUCGACUGGCGCUGAAAUUUAUGCAAGAAAAGCUUACGUCAUUUUCUUGAAUGGUAUUGUGCUUGGGAUUACCCGUCAAGCCGCCACAUUUGUCAAAAAUUUCCGGAAAAUACGUCGACAUGGUGGUAUUUCAGAGUUUGUGAGCAUAUACACAAAUCAUCACCAAAAAACCAUUUAUAUUGCUUCGGAUGGUGGACGUGUUUGUCGGCCAUUAAUAAUUGUGGAAAAUAAAAAACCCAAAGUCACGCAAAAGCAUAUUCAGAUGCUUAAACAAGGUCGAUGUGAUUUCAAUUAUUUUUUAAGAAAAGGGCUCAUCGAAUAUCUGGAUGUCAAUGAAGAAAAUGACUCGUUGAUUGCCAUAUAUGAGCGUGAGAUUAUUGAUGAGACUACACAUCUUGAAAUAGAACCUUUCACUAUUUUGGGUGCUGUUGCAGGGUUAAUUCCGUAUCCUCAUCACAACCAAAGUCCAAGAAACACUUAUCAAUGUGCUAUGGGCAAACAAGCCAUCGGUGCUAUAGCAUCUAAUCAAUUCGAAAGAUUUGAUACACUUCUUUAUUUGAUGGUUUAUCCUCAAGUCCCUCUUGUAAAGACGAAAACCAUUGAACUUGUUCAGUAUGAUAAAUUACCUGCAGGACAAAACGCCAUAGUAGCAGUUAUGAGUUAUUCCGGAUAUGACAUUGAAGAUGCACUGGUUCUUAAUAGAGCGUCAGUAGAUCGUGGAUUUGGUCGUUGCCAGAUGUUGCGUAAAUAUCCAUGUGUUCUCAAAAAAUAUUCGAAUGGAAGCUAUGAUCGUCUUGCUGAUCCGCCGCCAAAAAAGCCCGGGAAUAGCUACAAUAAAUUUGAUAUUCUCGAUAUGGAUGGAAUAGCUGCAGUUGGUGAAAGAGUAUUUGAUAGACAAGUGUUGAUCAACAAGCAAUCACCAACCAAUCUUAAUGAUAAUAUUGCGGCAGUUACCAAUACUGAUGGUCAAGCUAGCUCAUACAAAUCAACACCUACUUCAUACAAGUUUCCUGAACCUUCAUAUAUUGAUAAGGUCAUCAUGACAACUACUGAAAGUGAACAGACACUUAUUAAAGUACUUGUACGACAAACGCGUGUACCCGAAAUAGGGGAUAAAUUUUCUUCGCGCCAUGGUCAAAAAGGUGUAUGUGGAAUUAUUGUGCCUCAAGAAGAUCUCCCGUUUACUGAUCAGGGAAUUUGCCCUGAUAUAAUCAUGAAUCCGCAUGGAUUUCCGUCUCGUAUGACUGUUGGAAAAAUGAUCGAAUUACUGGCAGGCAAAGCGGGAAUUCUUAAAGGAGAAUUUCAGUAUGGUACCGCGUUUAACGGAGGUAAAGUCGAGGAUAUGAGCAAAAUUCUUGUUGAGAAUGGAUUCAAUUAUUCAGGAAAAGAUUAUCUCACAUCUGGAAUCACUGGAGAACCGUUGCAAGCAUAUAUAUUCUUCGGGCCUGUCUAUUAUCAAAAACUAAAACACAUGGUCGUAGACAAAAUGCAUGCGCGUUCAAGAGGUCCUCGUGCAACUCUCACUAGACAACCCACUGAAGGCCGUGCACGUGAGGGUGGUCUACGUCUUGGCGAGAUGGAACGUGAUUGUCUAGUCAGUUAUGGUGCAAGCAUGUUGCUAAUGGAACGUUUGAUGUUGUCAUCAGAUGCGUUUGAAGUGCAUGUUUGUGAAAAUUGUGGAUUGUUGGGUCAAGCACGAUGGUGUCAACAUUGUAAAUCUAGCAAGCACGUCGUAAAUUUACAAAUACCAUAUGCUACAAAAUUAUUGAUUCAAGAGCUUCAGAGUAUGAACAUUGCUACUAGAUUAGUGCUAGAGGACUUUUAUUAG
Ambispora gerdemannii is the source of this 3402-nucleotide messenger RNA. Lineage: Eukaryota; Fungi; Glomeromycota; Glomeromycetes; Archaeosporales; Ambisporaceae. The record is from the annotation of a GenBank genome assembly.